Molecule: messenger RNA, 1247 nt
Organism: Esox lucius (northern pike)
Lineage: Eukaryota; Metazoa; Chordata; Actinopteri; Esociformes; Esocidae
Gene: rad51d
Product: RAD51 paralog D
Biological process (GO): reciprocal meiotic recombination; telomere maintenance; DNA strand invasion
Cellular component (GO): Rad51B-Rad51C-Rad51D-XRCC2 complex; centrosome; replication fork
Molecular function (GO): ATP-dependent DNA damage sensor activity; single-stranded DNA binding; ATP binding
Source: RefSeq, marked provisional
CUCCGGAAGAGUUUUGGAAAAAUAUGGCGGUGGUAAUAUUUUACACUGAUAUGGAUAGUCUGUGAAAACUUACGUUGAUGUUUAUGUAGAGCAUUCAAAUCGUUCAACACUGCAUAGUAUUACAGUGGACGGAACUGUUUCAUGUACCAUGGUUGUUCUUAGAGAUGGCAUGUGUCCUGGAUUGAGUGAAGAAAUGGUUGUGGCUUUACGGGCAGCAGACAUUACAACAGUGGAAGAUCUGUUAUCAUCAGAUACUGAAGACCUUGCACAAAAAUGUUCUGUGUCAUACAAGGCCCUGCUGGCUGUACGCAGAGUACUCCUGGCCCAGCACACAGCCUUUCCGGUUUCAGGUGAUGAUCUAUAUGAAGACCUAAUGAGUUCAACAGCCAUCGUCUCUACAGGCAAUUCUAGUCUAGAUAAACUCCUAGAUUCUGGCUUGUACACAGGAGAGCUCACAGAGUUGGCAGGAGGUCCUGGAAGCGGAAAAACCCAGGUGUGUUUUGGUGUCACAGUGAAUAUAUCUUACCAACUGAAGCAGAGUGUGAUAUAUAUCGACUCAACAGGAGGGCUGUCUGCAAGUCGAUUGCUUCAGAUUCUCCAGAAGAUUUGCAAAUUGGAAGAACAGAUGGAGGCUCUUCAGAGAAUCCAGGUCUAUCGAGUGUUUGACAUCUUCUCUUUAAUUGACUGUCUACAAAGUCUUCAAUGCACUGGACUUCAGCGGGCAUCUGCGGGAGGCGGCUCAGUCAAAGCUGUGAUUGUGGAUUCAGUGUCAGCAGUUAUUUCUCCCAUAUUGGGAGGCAAACAAAAUGAAGGUAUGUCCAUGAUGAUGCAGGUGGCAGGGGUGUUGAAGACAAUAGCCAAGGACUUCAAUGUAGCUGUUCUGGUGACAAACACUGUGACUAGAGACUGCAAUGGAAAUCUGAAAGCUGGGCUGGGCCAAUCAUGGAGUCACGUACCUAGAACUCGGAUUAUACUGCAACGGUUCGAAAGCCCGGGUUCAACUUGUUCUAGCUUACGCACUGCGACUUUAGCCAAGUCCUCAAGACAGCCUUGUCUUCUGAAAGAGGAGUUUGAUUUACAAUGCUGGGGAAGGUCUGAAGACCAGCUGUAUGAAGUUUCAGGAAAGAGGAAGCUGGAGAAGAACAGUCCUUACUAGGCUGCAGCAUUUUGCCUUGUGCUCAUUAAGUAUCCAAUAAACUGAAACAGGGAGGAGCUCUUGCAUUUUUCAAAUAAAUACUUUUGGUACA